UUCUUGAAUCAGUUUCAUUGCGAACGCCGUCGCGUGCGGUUGAGUUUCUAGAUUGUAACUUGAUUUCGUUGAGUUGAGUUGAGCGCGAAACGGUUAAGAUAGUUAUCCCAUCUAUACAUUUAAACAAAUUCACGUUAAUCAAGUGCAUUUCAAUAGUCAUGCGUCUCUUGCUGCUGACGGCGCUGCUGGCGUUCCUGGAAUGGGGACAGGUGCGUGGCGAGGAUGAUUACUGCUUUGGCAAGGACGCCGAACGUCUGCAGACGCGUCAAUUCAGCUCGAAGACCGCCUAUCAGAUCGUCAAGGGCACCAAUAUCGAUAAACAGUACCAGGUGCCCGGCUGUGAGCCCAAGAAAAUGUGGAUAUUCCACAGACACGGCACACGUCUGCCCACACCCUCGACCAUCGAAGAAGCUCCACGUCUCGGCGAGCUGAGGGAUUUGAUUGUGAAAAACUAUCGUGUGUUGCGCACAAAGCCCGACACGGAUGCCUUGUGUCUGGACGAUCUGUUUGCCAUUCAAAUGUGGAAGUGGAACACCAGCAUCACGGUUGACAUCGAGGAGCAUUUGACCAGCCAGGGCUAUGAGGAUCUGCGUGGCACUGCCAAGCUCUAUCAACACUACUUCCCCAACGUGUUGCCCAACAAGUACAACAGCACCUACUAUCUGUUCCGUCAUACAAACACGCAACGCACCACGGAGAGCUUUAAGGGUUUUGCUGAGGGUUUGUUUGGUGACAGUCAACUGGCUCUGGCUGCUGAGAUACCUGAGCAGGAUUUACUAUUGCGUCCCUACGAUUAUUGUCCCGAUUUCAAAGGAAAGAACUACAAGGGUGAGGGUUCCGAGUACCAGAAGUUCCGCACAAGCACGCUGUGGAACCAAACCAUGGCUGACAUUGCCAAGCGAUUGGGCUUCACUGUGCUGGCCGAAGACGACAUUAAGCUGAUGUUCGACAUUUGCCGCUAUGAGCAGGCCUGGCAGGUGGAUCGCACCAGUGUCUGGUGUGCCGCUUUUCUGCCCCAGCAAGUGUCUGUGCUGGAGUACGCCGAGGAUCUCAAGUAUUACUACGGUUCGGGCUAUGGCUUUGAGGAGAACACACGCUUCAAUUGCCGGGCCGUGCAGGAUAUGUUGGCCCGUCUCAGCAGUCCAGUCUCUCCACAUGUGGUCGCCUAUUUCGCCCAUUCGUCGGGUCUGCAGACGCUGCUAACGGCUCUGGGCAUUAACAAGGACGAUGUGCCAUUGCGUGCGGACAACUACGAUUCGAUGGCAAGCCGUCGCUGGCGCACCAGUCUCUUGGGUCCAUUUGCGGGCAAUUUCGUGGCUGUCAAGUACGAUUGCCCCACCGAGGUGGAGAAGGAGAAGGUGGUGUUCUUCCUCAAUCAGAAUGGUGUGCAGUUGGACUGGUGCAAUGUGGGUCUGUGCAACUGGUCGGAUGUCUUGCAACGCUACAAGGCCAUUGCGGAGGCCAACUGUGAUGAAUACUACUGCCGUUCGGGUGCGAAUGCUGGACAGACAGUUACCUCGUUGCUGGCCACCACACUGCUAGCUGCCAUUGUCUACUUAAUGCAUUAGAUCAAACAGUUGCUUUAGUUUUCUAAUUUGUAAUGUACAAAGUUCAUACCAAAUAGAGCAAAUGAAAUCGA
Drosophila sulfurigaster albostrigata is the source of this 1639-nucleotide messenger RNA. It is a transcript of the gene Mipp1, whose product is annotated as multiple inositol polyphosphate phosphatase 1. The record is from RefSeq and is a predicted model, not a curated record. Lineage: Eukaryota; Metazoa; Arthropoda; Insecta; Diptera; Drosophilidae. Gene Ontology annotation, molecular function: acid phosphatase activity; inositol phosphate phosphatase activity. The transcript is spliced from 5 exons. Bases 159 to 1568 code for a protein of 469 amino acids.